AUGGUUAACAGCCAAACCAUCCACGCAUAUCGCCAUCUAUACCGCGGGCUUCUGCAUGCCGUGCAGUUCUCGAAACCAGCACGCUAUGUAGCUCGAGACCAGCUCAGGAAAGCAUUCCGGGAGAAAAACGCGGUGUUAGACCCUAGAGGCGUCGGUCGAACGUUGCGGUUUUUAGAUGCGGCAGCCAAAGCCCGUGGGUUGGAGCAUGCAGUGCUCAAGAAUCUCUUGACUGUGGCUUUCUGGAGAUACUAUCAUCGUCGGCCGUCGUGGCACUUCAUGAUGCACGAUAAGAGGACCAAGAGAAAAACAACCGAGUUUCAAGAACAUGUUGAAGCUACGGCAUACAAGCACUACGAUAUGACUGUGGCAAUGCUCAAUAAGUCCAUGGGACUUUGCUUGCGAUGA
Molecule: messenger RNA, 405 nt
Organism: Pseudomassariella vexata
Lineage: Eukaryota; Fungi; Ascomycota; Sordariomycetes; Amphisphaeriales; Pseudomassariaceae
Exons: 2
Coding region: 1-405 (134 amino acids)
Source: RefSeq, a predicted model, not a curated record